Molecule: messenger RNA, 3360 nt
Organism: Capsella rubella
Lineage: Eukaryota; Viridiplantae; Streptophyta; Magnoliopsida; Brassicales; Brassicaceae
Product: receptor-like protein kinase 5
Exons: 2
Coding region: 112-3093 (993 amino acids)
Biological process (GO): hormone-mediated signaling pathway; protein phosphorylation
Cellular component (GO): plasma membrane
Molecular function (GO): protein kinase activity; ATP binding; protein binding
Source: RefSeq, a predicted model, not a curated record
CAUUACCCUUUUUGCUUCUAGAUAUCCCUUUAUAAUUACCAAUCCAUAAUAUCGUUUUUGUUCACAAAUCCAAAGCAUGAAAGAACCAUAACUUUUUUUUUUAUAACAAAAAUGCUUUAUUGUCUUAUUCUCCUCCUAUGUCUCUCCUCCACGUAUCUAAGUCUAUCUCUAAACCAAGAUGCCACCAUUCUCCGGCAAGCCAAACUGAGUUUAUCAGACCCGGUUCAGUCCCUUUCUUCAUGGUCCGAUAACGACGUCACGCCGUGUCAAUGGAACGGCGUCAAGUGCGACGCUUUCUCAUCCGUCGUCUCCGUCGAUCUCUCAAGCUUCAUGGUCGUCGGUCCUUUCCCCUCCAUCCUCUGUCGUCUUCCUUCUCUAUCCUUUCUCUCUCUUGCUAACAACUCCAUCAAUGGUUCUCUCUCCGGCGAUGACUUCACGGCGUGUCGUAAUCUCGAAUAUCUCGAUUUGUCGGAGAAUCUUUUGGUCGGGUCCAUCCCAAAGUCACUUCCUUCCAAUCUCCCGAACCUCAAGUUCCUCGAAAUCUCCGGUAACAACUUAUCAGACACGAUUCCGGCGAGCUUCGGAGAGUUCCAAAAGCUCGAGUCUUUAGACCUCGCCGGUAAUUUACUCUCCGGUACAAUCCCCGCCACGCUCGGCAACGUCUCGACUCUCAAAGAACUCAAACUCGCUUACAAUUUGUUUUCUCCGAGUCUUAUCCCAAGUCAACUCGGAAACCUCACAGAGCUUCAAGUUCUCUGGCUCGCCGGCUGCAACCUCGUCGGUCCGGUACCUUCAGCUCUAUCUAAAUUGACUCGUUUGGUUAACUUGGAUUUGACAUUUAAUAAACUCACUGGAUCAAUCCCAAGUUGGAUCACACAGCUGAACAGCGUCGAGCAAAUCGAACUAUUCAACAACUCGUUCUCAGGCGAGUUACCAGAAGCUAUGGGUAACAUGACGACGCUAAAAAGAUUCGACGCGUCGACGAACGAGCUUAGAGGUAAGAUACCCGACGGAUUGAAUCUGUUAAACCUCGAAUCACUCAAUCUCUUCGAAAACAUGCUUGAAGGUCCCUUACCGGAGAGCAUAACUCGCUCCAAAAACUUGUACGAACUCAAGCUAUUCAACAACAAACUCACCGGAACGUUACCGAGUCAACUCGGCGCAAACUCUCCGUUACAGUACGUGGACCUAUCAUACAAUCAAUUCUCCGGCGAAAUACCGGCGAAUCUCUGCGGCGAAGGGAAACUGGAGUAUCUAAUUCUUAUAGACAAUUCGUUCACAGGAGAAAUCUCGCAAAGUCUAGGAAAAUGCAAGAGCUUGACUCGGGUCCGAUUGAGUAACAACAAGCUCUCCGGUAACAUACCUCACGAGUUCUGGGGAUUGCCUCGCUUAUCACUGCUCGAACUCUCAGAAAAUUCAUUCACCGGAGUUAUUCCUAAGACGAUCAUCGGUGCGAAGAAUUUAUCAAACCUACGAAUCUCAAAGAAUCGAUUUUUAGGUUCCAUACCCGACGAAAUCGGAUCGCUUAAGGGACUGAUCGAGUUCUCCGGAGCGGAGAAUGGUUUCAAUGGUGUAAUUCCUGGUAGCUUGGUGAAGUUGAAGCAAUUGAGUAGGCUUGAUCUCAGUAAGAAUCAACUCUCCGGCGAGAUUCCUAGAGGGAUUCGUGGUUGGAAGAAUCUAAAUGAGCUCAAUUUGGCUAAUAAUCAUCUCUCCGGUGAGAUCCCUAAAGAAGUCGGAAUCUUGCCUGUUCUUAACUACCUCGAUCUCUCCAACAAUCAAUUUUCCGGUGAGAUUCCGGUGGAACUGCAGAACCUGAAGCUAAACGUUCUCAAUCUGUCGUAUAAUCGCCUCUCCGGUAACAUUCCUUUUCUGUACAGGGACAAAAUAUACGCACAUGACUUUAUUGGAAAUCCCGGUUUAUGCGUUGAUCUUGAUGGUCUUUGUCAGAAGAUCACGCGGUCUAAAAACAUUGGCUAUGUCUGGAUUCUCUUAUCGAUUUUCACACUUGCGGGUUUGGUUUUCGUUGUUGGGGUCGUUAUGUUCGUUGCUAAGUGUAGAAAGCUCAGAGCUUUAAAGAGCUCUAGACUCGCAGCGUCUAAAUGGAGAUCCUUUCACAAGCUUCAUUUCAGUGAGCACGAAAUCGCUGAUUGUCUUGAUGAACGGAAUGUGAUCGGGUUUGGAUCCUCCGGUAAAGUCUACAAAGUGGAGCUUCGCGGUGGAGAAGUAGUAGCUGUGAAGAAACUUAACAAAACUGUUAAAGGAGGAGAUGAAUACAGCGAUUCGUUGAACAGAGACUUUUUUGCCGCGGAAGUCGAAACACUAGGAACGAUUAGGCAUAAGAGUAUCGUGCGUUUGUGGUGUUGUUGCAGCUCCGGUGAUUGUAAGUUGUUGGUGUACGAGUAUAUGCCUAAUGGGAGCUUAGCUGAUGUGUUGCACAAUGAACGCAAAGGCCGGCUGUUGUUGGGUUGGCCAGAGCGGUUAAGAAUCGCUGUGGACGCUGCUGAGGGUUUAUCGUACUUGCACCAUGAUUGCGUUCCUCCGAUUGUGCACCGCGACGUGAAGUCGAGUAAUAUACUGCUUGAUGGAAAAUACAGAGCCAAAAUUGCCGACUUUGGGAUUGCAAAAAUUGGUCAGAUGAGCGGUUCCAAAACGCCAGAAGCUAUGUCCGGGAUCGCUGGUUCUUGCGGUUACAUUGCACCAGAGUAUGUAUACACACUUCGGGUGAAUGAAAAGAGCGAUAUCUACAGCUUUGGUGUGGUGCUUUUGGAAUUGGUUACAGGGAAGCAACCAACAGAUCAAGAACUUGGAGAAAAAGAUUUGGGGAAAUGGGUGUGCUCUACGCUUGACCAAUGCGGUUUAGAAUCUGUUAUAGAUCCAAAACUUGAUCUCAGGUUUAAAGAAGAGAUUAGCAAAGUCAUACACAUUGGUCUUCUCUGUAUGAGUCCUCUCCCUCUAAACCGACCUUCCAUGAGAAAAGUUGUGAUCAUGCUUCAAGAAGUACCUGGUACUGUUUCCAGUAGCAGUCCAAACGCGUCUAAAAAGAGUGGUGGGAAACUGUCUCCAUACUACACAGAAGACUUAAACAGCGUUUGAGCAUUAUAAUACUGGGCCGAGUUUGGAUUGGGCCGGGAAUAACGAUUUGAUGUUAUGAUGCUAAGCUAAGUUGAAUUGUAAGAUAUCAAGAAACAGAAAAAUAGAGCUUUCUAAUUAGGUAAUAGCUCUUGAUAAUCCUAGUAUAAAGGGAUAUGCUAUUUAUUACUAAGUUUGGUUAUUAUAUAUUUAAACUUAUGUAAUGUUUCAUGUUUGUAACCAACAUUGAUUUAACAACAAAUCGUUAUUCCUGCAUUCCAGGGACCUGAA